Molecule: messenger RNA, 1374 nt
Organism: Penicillium digitatum Pd1
Lineage: Eukaryota; Fungi; Ascomycota; Eurotiomycetes; Eurotiales; Aspergillaceae
Product: Phosphoesterase
Biological process (GO): phospholipid catabolic process
Molecular function (GO): hydrolase activity, acting on ester bonds
Source: RefSeq, a predicted model, not a curated record
AUGAAUCUCAGUGCCCUCAUUAGCCUGUUGACCUUUGCGGUGGCGGUCACCGCUGAUGCAAAGGCUCAACAAUCCCCUCAUUUUUCAGGUUCCAUCGCUAAUCUGAAGACCAAGAUUAAAAAUGUUGUCAUCCUGGAAAUGGAAAACCGCUCUGUAGAUAACCUGCUCGGUGGGCAGACUCUCAAGGGACUGGAUAAUCCUAUUAACAACGGCCCCUUCUGCAACCCGUACAACUUGACCGAUCCUUCAGCUGGCAAGGUGUGCAGCUCUGCUAAGGACUUUGACUCUAUUCUGGAUGAUCCUGACCACUCGGUGACUGGAAACAAUAUCGAGUUUUACGGCACUUUUGCCCCAAGCAAUGUCCAUAUUGCCGAGGGCACGCUCACUCCUACCCAGUGUGGCUUUGUGCAUGAGCAGUUGCGCAGCUAUGGCGACGAUGCCGACAAGGCUUACCUGGCCAAACAAGUCAUCAACUACUACAUCGAGGACGAAGUGCCAGUAAUGACUACGCUGGUGCAGAACUAUCUCACCUUCAACCACUGGCAUUCAGAUCACCCCGGUCCCACCAACCCCAACCGUGCUUUUGUACUCUCAGGUACAUCUGCCGGUCACGGCACCAACGAUGAUGCCUUCAACCCAGAUGUCCACGGUCUCACUCAACGUUCCAUCUUCCAGCAGCUGUCGGAAACCAACCACACCUGGAAGAAUUACUACACAAGCCCUAGCAUGGUUGACGCCUACUUCUUUGACUGGACCUUUACAAGCGGCAACUCCGACAAAGCAGUCCCCCUGGAUAACUUCUACGCUGAUGCUGCAGCCGGCAAGCUCCCAGAAUUCUCCUUUAUCGACCCGUCCUGCUGCGGCGUGGGCACAAACUCCAUGCACCCUACCGGCCUCGUUUCCGAAGGCGAAGCUCUCAUCAAGAAUGUCUAUGACGCAGUCCGCUCUAGCCCGCAGUGGGAAGAGACGCUCUUGAUCCUCACCUUCGAUGAGACAGGCGGUUUCCACGAUCAUGUCCCGCCCCCGCUGGCUACCCGCCCGGAUGAUUUGACUUACACUGAGAUCGCACCCUCCGGCGAGAAGUAUACAUUCUCCUUUGACCGUCUCGGCGGUCGCGUCCCGGCUCUCUUGAUCUCGCCGUGGAUCGCUAAGGGUCAGGUCGAGCAGAUGGGCACUAACUCGGAUGGUAAUGUCGUGUCUUACUCUGCUUCUUCAAUCCUGCGCACUCUCGGUUAUCUCUGGGACUUUGAGCCUUUCACGCCUCGUGUUGGAUCUUCGCCUUCGUUUGAGCAUCUUAUUCAGACUACCGCACGUCCUGAUACACCUAUAAAUCUGCCGGUACCCAAGGCGGCCUUUAGAAAAACGGAGAUCUAG